This is a messenger RNA of Thalassophryne amazonica, 1422 nucleotides long. RefSeq lists its product as uncharacterized. Gene Ontology annotation, molecular function: nucleic acid binding. NCBI's taxonomy places the organism in Eukaryota, Metazoa, Chordata, Actinopteri, Batrachoidiformes, Batrachoididae. The record is from RefSeq and is a predicted model, not a curated record. The coding region runs from base 153 to 1310 and encodes 385 amino acids. The transcript has 3 exons.
AUGAGAUCCUGAUCUCAUAAUUAUGAGAUCUUUUCUCAUAAUUACGAGAAAAGAAAUCUCGUAAUUACGAGAUCAGGAGACACCUGAUCUCGUAAUUACGAGAUCAGGUGUCUCCAGCUUCCGUAUGCGCGUUUCCUCAAUGAUCAGCUGGCAUGAUGGCGCUGUCACAAUUAAUCUGCUAUUACCACCUUCUUGGUCUGAGACACUGGGAAAUACUGAUAUUUCUUAAAAAUGAGGAUGAUAUUAAUAUUAGUAUGUCAACACUGCGCAGGCAUCUCAAGUCGUUGGGAUUGUUCCGGCGGAAAGCCCAGUCUGACGUGCUGGACAUCGCUCUCUUUCUGCAGGAGCAGUUGAACCAAUACGGUAUGCUUCAUGGAUACAAAUUCAUGCAUUUGAAAUGCAUCCAAGAUGGUUUGGUAGUGACUCAGAGAGCUGUGCGGCACCUGCUUAAAAUCCUAGAUCCUCAGGGAGUAGAGCUGAGGCAACGGAACCGUCUAAGAGGACGCCUGUAUGCAAACCCGGGCCCCAACUUCUUAUGGCACAUCGAUUCCUACGACAAACUGAAACCAUAUGGAAUAUGUAUUAACGGUGCUGUUGAUGGAUUUUCACGUAUGGUCAUUUGGCUGCAUGCUUAUACCACCAAUAGCAACCCCAGAGUUAUUUCUGGUUACUUCAUUGAUGAAGUUGAAGACAGGAGCGGCGCGCCCACACGAAUCAGGGCAGACCUGGGCACUGAGAACCGCUCAGUGGAGCAGGUGCAGAUGUUUUUAAGAGGUACCCAUGACGAUGAGUUCAGUAAGAGAUGCUACAUUACCGGUUCAAGCAAUCACAACCAAAGGAUUGAACAAUGGUGGGGAUUUUUAAGGAAACACCAUGCACAAUUCUGGAUCAAUGUAUUCCAAGAUUUAAAGGACCAUGACCACUUCUCAGGGGACUUCAUCGACAAAAAUCUCAUACAAUUCACAUGCUUGGAAAUAAUUGAGAGAGAGCUGCAGGACCUUGCUAACCUGUGGAAUUGCCACAGAAUUCGCCCCAGUAGGAAUGCAGUUUCUCCAAGUGGACGACCACUAUUGGUGUACAACCUUCCCCAUCUGUUUGGCACCACAAACUACAUCAAGGCAGUAUCCCAUCAACAGAUCCAGGCUUGUAGAGAGGAAUGCCUGCCAAGAGGUCCAUAUCCAUGUGAUGAGACUGUUUUUGACAUUUGCUGCCUUGCAAUGUCAGAAAACUAUCUGCACCCACCUACUUCUUCUGAGGAGGCAAUUGAACUCUACCUUUUCUUACAAGCCUACAUCCACACUCAGAUUUAAUAGGUGUUCCCAGACAGACAGCAGCGACCUGCAGAAAGAUAACUAGCCAACCGGUGAAUUUUAACUUUAAAAUUGCCUGUAACUGACCUGAAAUAUCAUUGUCACUGUUAUU